Cololabis saira (Pacific saury) is the source of this 6418-nucleotide messenger RNA. It is a transcript of the gene mki67, whose product is annotated as marker of proliferation Ki-67. Gene Ontology annotation, molecular function: protein binding. The transcript has 16 exons. Bases 193 to 6171 code for a protein of 1992 amino acids. Gene Ontology annotation, cellular component: nucleus; chromosome. Gene Ontology annotation, biological process: regulation of mitotic nuclear division; regulation of chromosome segregation. The record is from RefSeq and is a predicted model, not a curated record. NCBI's taxonomy places the organism in Eukaryota, Metazoa, Chordata, Actinopteri, Beloniformes, Belonidae.
CUCAGACCGCGGAGCAGCACGACACACGGAGGUUCACUGUAGUUUACGUUAGUUACUCUUUCGUAGGUCGUUCUACGAUUUUUAGUCUGAAAUGAUAUUGUAGUUUAAUUUCUUUGUCUCAUCUCGGUCUAUGUUUAUGGAUUGUCAGAAGUUGAUGCAUUGUUGAACGGACUUUCAGGUAAUAUCGGAAAUAUGCCGUUACAUGGAAAAGUAGUCGUGAUUAAGAGGAGUGGAGGAGAUGGGACUGAGUUUCCUCUUACUGCAACAUGUUUAUUUGGAAGGAAGCCCGACUGCGACAUACGUAUUCAGCUUCCUCAAGUCUCCAAGGAGCAUUGCAGAAUUGACUUAAAUGAAAAUAAAGAGAUCAUUUUGACCAAUUUGAGCACAACCUGUCCAACACGUGUUAAUGGAGAGCCUUUGAAUCAGUCUGAGCGCUUGAAACAUGGAGAUAUGAUAACAAUUGUUGACCGUUCUUUCAGGUUUGAAUAUCCACCAGCACCUACACCGAAGAAGAGGUCCUCGACUGCAGGAAAGACUGAAACUCUCAAAGUUCUUCAUGAUCAGCAAGUCUGUGACACUGGUGUCACUGAGAAUGGAGAAAAGAAGAUAUCUGAAGUAUCCACAGACCCUCCUCUUAAAGAUGGAGCUAACCAAGACAACAUCCAGCGCUCCCUUGAGAAAACUGUGGCGGUGGAGUCCCAGGAAGAUGGCAGUCAGUUGCAAAGCAAGACCAACUCUCCCUUCAGCGAUCUGUAUCAAAUGAUCAAAAUGUCUCUGGAUGUCAAGACCCCUCGCAAAUCUUCUGUCAGUCAGGUUCAGACACCUUCUUCGAAGUUCUGUACUCCAAAACCCGGCUCAGUCAGGAAGAACAGCCGAAAAUCGCUCACUGUCACGCCCAAGAAAGAUGAAGCAAAAGUCAUUACUGAUGCAGAGGGUAAAAGCAGUGAAUGUCCACAGUCAGUUAAGAAGGAAGAGGAGCUCUUUAAGGUUCCUUCUGCUGACAUGGUUGGACCGGGAGUGGAAGAAGCUGCAAGUGCUACCAAGACUCAAGUAACUUCACAGACGGAGGGAAACGAUACGACUUCCCAGAAGUUGACGGUGUGUGAGACUAUUGAGGAAAUUUCUGCUCAAUCACCCAAGUCACCCAUGAGAAGAAGGAGCAAGGCAGGCACUCCAGCCAAACCUGCAGUCAGUCAUGGACAAGAAGACCAAGCCACGAUGUCUCCCAAAACAGAAUCCCCUAGAAGAGCAUCACCAAGAAACUCAGGCAAAGCUGAAAAAGUGAAAGAAGUGUCCAAAAAACGCAAGAGUGGAGAGCCUGGUGAAACCUCACUGACACCACAGGGGAAGAGGAAACGCGUUUCAUUCGGAGGUUACUUGAGCCCUGAAUUAUUUGACAAAAAGCUUCCUCCUAACUCUCCACUGCAGAAGGGGGCCACUCCGAGGAGAAGCUUGACUCUCUACAAACCUAAACAGUCACUACUUAGACGUGCAUCUGUCAUUGGCUUGCUUAAGGCAAGGAAAUCUGCAAAAAUAAGGACUCCAUCACCUAAGAAAUCACAAAGUCUUAAGAGCACAACCCCUGAAACUCAACCAGGAAAGAAGGUGCCGAAAUCCAGGUCCCCUUCACCCAAGGCAGCAUCUCCUGCACAGAAGACCCCCAAAUCCAGGUCUCCUUCCCCCAAGGCAGCAUCUCCUGCACAGAAGACCCCCAAAUCCAGGUCUCCUUCCCCCAAGGCAGCAUCUCCUGCACAGAAGACCCCCAAAUCCAGGUCUCCUUCCCCCAAGGCAGCAUCUCCCACACAGAAGACCCCCAAAUCCAGGUCUCCUUCACCCAAGGCAGCAUCUCCUGCACAGAAGACCCCCAAAUCCAAGUCUCCUUCCCCCAAGGCAGCAUCUCCUGCACAGAAGACCCCCAAAUCCAGGUCUCCUUCACCCAAAGCAGCAUCUCCCACACAGAAGACCCCCAAAUCCAGGUCUCCUUCCCCCAAGGCAGCAUCUCCUGCACAGAAGACCCCCAAAUCCAGGUCUCCUUCACCCAAGGCAGCAUCUCCUGCACAGAAGACCCCCAAAUCCAGGUCUCCUUCCCCCAAGGCAGCAUCUCCUGCACAGAAGACCCCCAAAUCCAGGUCCGCUUCACCUAAAGCAGCAUCUCCUGCAAAAAGAAGCUCUCCAUCUACAAAUGUAGUGGAAACUCCCAAGGCUAAUGAAAAGCCUAAUACUCGUUGCAAGAGUACAACCCCAGGUCGGGUAUCUGGCAAAGUAACUCCCAGUCACAGAAGGAAGUCUUCCCUGGACCUGCCAACUGAUGCUUCUUUCACCUUCUCUGAUUCUGGUGACCAAACCCCAUCCGUCCAAGGACGCUUCUCUGUGUCCCGCAUCGACACUCCUUCUCCAACUGCAGAAGCUGAUACCGUCACCAACCAGGAGCCUUUAUUCACGCUCACCCCAAAAGUAAAUUUGAAGAGGAAGAGCAUGAAAACCAGUUUGGAGAAGACCCCAGGAGCUGCUAAAAGUGCAUCGAAAAUCCUGCAGAGGAAGAGUGGCAUGUCACGGGCAUCCAUCAAAUGUUCCUGGGCAGACAGGGUCAAAUUUGGACAAAUUAAAGCUCAAGUUGUUGUUCCAGCUAAGAAAACGGUCAACCAAAAGACAACAAAGAAGACUGUGCCAAAACCACAGACUCCUGCCAGGAGACCCAAAAACCUGAUGAGCACUGGACAUGCACAAUCCCCAGCUACUAUCGUGGUGGGCAGAGCUCAUAGCAGACCGGUUGCACAUCCAACUGGAGCUGCACCAAGGCUGGUCACCAACACUGCAAUCUUCAAAAAGGACAUGAAAAUGGAUGAGGACUUUACUGGUUUUCCUGAAAUGUUUAAAACUCCUGCAAAUGAGAGGAAGAGGAGAUCUUUAAUCAACAAGUGCAGUACCACCAAUACACCAGCAGGAGGCACAUCUGUAAUGGAAACUGUUUUGAACACACCAGAGGAGCCAGGUGAGAUGAUAGUGUCUCCACUGACUGCAGCUUCUACAGUGAAGAGCAGACAGUACAACAGUGAAGCAGUCCAACGUCUUCUUAAUGAUGAUGAAUCUAGCUUUGUCAGCGACAGCCCAGCCUUGGACGUUCCUUCUGAAUCUAGUCAACAGCUUUGCACAGAUUUGAAAACCCCCAAGCAGAAGACAGAAUUGCCAGAAUGUCUUACAGGAGUGAAGAGAAUCCUGAAGACCCCUAGACAGAAGGCUGAGCCCAUAGAGGACAUCAGAGGGAAACUUCUGGUCACUCCUAAACAGAAACCUGAACAACAAGAGUGCCUAACUGGAGUCAAGAGAAUUUUUAAGACCCCUAAACAGAAGGCUGAACCCCUUGAAGACCUCAGAGGAAAACUGUUGAAGACUCCAAAAGUCAAAGAUGUUGGGGAUGUGGAUUUGGAAGGUGUUAAGGAACUUCUGAAGACACCGAAACCCGUGCAAAAAUCUAAUGACAAGUCUGUAACACCAGACAAGAAAACUCAACCCAUCAAGAGCGCCCCAGUGGCAAGUCCGGCUGGUAUAAAGAGGACGAUGAAGAAUUCUCCGGUUGAAGAUAAGGUUGAUCUGAAGAGGCUCGUGAGAACACCCAAAGAAAAGGGGAAGCCUGUUGAGGAGAACUAUGGAAUCAGGAGACUCAUGAAAUCACCAAAGGUCAGGGGUGAUGCUUCAGUGGAAGACUUCGAAGGACUUAAAGAUCUCAUGGAGGAGCCAACAGGAAAGAUGGAGGAUGAAGCACAGAUGUCUGUGGAUUGUGAUGUUCCUGAAGCAAAAGCACCAGAUGCCAAUGGGGUUGUUGCUGAUGAACACUCAGAGGUGGCGAGUGGAUGCGGUAAUAAUGAAACUUCAGGAACCAUGGAAACUCACUCCAAGGAGGAUGCAGUUGACGGUGAACCAGAGAAGAAGAAAUCUGUUCGAGGCAGAAGGGGCAAAAUAGUGGAAUCCGAAGUACCUGAUGACAAAAAGGAAGCAUCAGAAGCAUCUGAACAUCUCGCUGCCGCUCUCCCAGUCAGAGGAAGAAGAGGGAAGAAAACAGAGGUGAUGGCACCAUCCGUUGUGAGACCCACAAGAGGCAGAAAUGCAAAGGCCACUGAGAUUGGAGAUGUCGAGCCCACAGUGGAAGAAAGUGUUCCUGAGCCUCCUAAGGUUGCUGUCAUACCAAAAAGAGGAAGAAACGCCAAAAAAGUCCCGGCGAGUCGAGCUGAAAUCGAGCAGGAGGUCGGAACUGAAGUUGAAAUGGCUCCAGAACCUGAGUGUGAACAGAACGCCCCACCAGUUGUUGAACACAACGCCGAUGAGAGUGCAGUGCCUGUGGAGAAAGCUGUGCAGAAGCCCAAGCGAGGGAGAAGAGCUAAACAACCUGAACAAUCAGUACCACAGCAAGAAGCACCAGCCCCACCAACAGAGGAUGCUGACAUCAGAAAAGCAGAUGAAAAAGAAGCCACCAGUAACCAGCCCGAGGCGUUGUCAGGUGAAACUAAAUCUUCAGAAGCUAUUGGAACUGUGCUCCAGACACCUGAAAGUGAGAAUGUGGCUGAUGUGGAGACAUCAGCUGGCAGAGUCACAGAAAUUAAUUCAGCUGUAGUUCCGAAGAAAUCUGUAAGAGGCAGAAGAGCAAAACCGGUUGAAACUAAAGAAGCUGAUGAUAAACAGGAAACUGCAGAGGAGUUGGCUGAGCCUGUCAUUCCUGCUCCUGCAAGAGGAAGAAGGGGGAAGAAAAUGGAAGAUGCAGCGCCACCUGCUGUUAAACAAACAAGAACCAGAAUUGCAAAAUCUCAUGAAACCACAACUGAUCAACCAGCAGUCGAAACACAAGUGAUAACUGAGAUUUCCAGCGAGGUGGUGGAGCCCCAAGCUCCUCUGAUAAAUGCCAGUCAGGAGAAAAAUGAUUCUGCAGUCCCAACAAAGUCACUCAGAGGCAGAAACACCAAAAGCAAGGUCACAUCAGUUGAGCCGGCUCAGCCUCACCCAGAGGAAAGUGAAUUGAUGAGCAGUGAAGGUCAUGUGGUAAAUCCUCAACCUGAAGCUCAGCAGCCCAUUCCUCCUGCGGCUGGAAGAGCCAAGAGGGGAAGAAAGACAACACCUGAUGCUGUUGAACAAAAUGAUGUAAAUAGCACAACUCCAUCUGUGCAGGCCAAGCAGGAGUCCCGACCUGCAGUCAGAACUAAGAGGGGAAGAAAUGCCAUACUGGAAGCAGAAGAAAAGGUGAAUGAUGUCAAGACUACAUCCCAAGACACUGGCCACCAGGAGCCUGUUAAGAAAUUAAGGAGAACAAGAAAAACCGAGGAAGAUCAGACAGAAUCAAAAGAUGAAGUUCAAACCAUGGUGGUGAUUGCUCCAGAAGAGACAGAAACUCCAGCCACCGAACUGCCGAUGGUGACAGAACAGGCUAGUGUGGCUUCAAAGCCCAAGAGAGGAGGGCGGAAAGUGAAACCAGUCACAGACACUGUGGAUGCUGCCAACCCCGAAGAAGUCCCUGUUAAUUCUACAGACAAACCAAAACGAGGUAGGAGAGGAAGACAAGUCACUGACGAAGCUGCCACUGCUGAAAACCUUGAACAUAAAGUCGAACUUGAAGAGCAGAAAAAUGCCGAGCCAUCUGUUGAAAUAGCUAAACCUGGCAGGGCCAGGGCCACGAAGACCUCAGUGAAAAAUGAAGUUUCACAAUCCAUUCCAGCUAAGAGAGCACGUCGCGGAGCAGCUCAAGAGACCACAACAAUGGAGAUGGAGUCUGUUCCAGCAGCAAAUGAGGUCACAGUGUCCAGUGACCAGACAAAUCUGCCUGAAGAUUCAAGUAAGACCGUAACUGAAGAAACAAAGAAGUCCAAAAGAUGUGUCAAGUGGAAAUCAGAUCUGGAAGUCUUUGAUAUUCCAAAAGAAACGCCUAUGAAGGCUGUCCGAGGUAGGAAAGCGAAACCUGCAGACCAGGUUAAUAUUAAAAGCAAAACUCUGUCAAAGGAUGCCAACAAAACUGAAGAGGAGGAUCUCUCAGAUAACGUUGCCAAAGCUCAGCCCGUCAAGAGAGGCAGGCGAGGAGCCAAGGAUGCUGCUGGUGUGACUGCAGAAGCUGGAGCUCAGGGGGACCAGAAACUUGUUGAAGAUGAAAUCCAGCCAAAAACCAGACGAGGUAGAUCAGUGAAGAAAUAGAUUAUUUGUAUAUUUUGUUAAUCUUAAUUACUGUUACUCCUUAUGUUUGUAAUGAUUCAGUAUGUAGGGCAUUUUAGUGAGUAGUUUUGACUGAAAAUGAAGCACUGCUUUUUAAAUGAGUUCAGCAGGGAUUCUUGAUUCCAGGGUUUUCUUUUUUUUUUAAACACAUUGUAUGCUGUUUUUACUGGUUCUGCAAAUGUUUUAUUGUGGGAAAGAAAAUUUAUUAAAUUUUUUUUACAACAAUUGA